GCUCAGACCAGCUCGCUCACUCUUUUCCUCUUCCAUUUUUUAGGGCAAUUGUUUUGUUUGAUAGACGAAGCUUAGGGUCUCUUUGGGUUUGCAACCCUUACCCUCCUGGAAAAAAUCAUAGUUGCUAGACUGCGACACUUCAGACCAGGUACUAUUAGAGCCGCUAAUGGACGACGAGCUAUUUUCCGCUAUCCGGAGCUCAAGCAUUUGGGCCGCUAAAUGGACGAGACUCCUGCGGCAAAGGAUGCAGAGAAUGAGGAGAAAACACUCGUAUGGAGCAGGGAGUAGGUAUUGUACUACUUCCUGGUAUGGAGCACUGAGAAGCGCAAUGUGCAACAGAAAUUACCAUGGUGAUACAGUAGAUUACCGUGUGAAGCGGUGUGAGAUGCAGCAAAGCAUUAGGCGAUUUGAUCGCAGGACAAGAGAGGAGCUGAUGGACGAUCUCUCCAAUGUUCCUCUUGGUUCGGAGCGGCGCCGAGUGCUGACGUUGGAACUUGGAUCUCACUCAGCUCUGCUCUCCGAGCAUUCUGCUUCCAACACGCCGUGACUUCCCGAAAGGUAUGUAUGGUGGCUAAUAAAUAAUGCAAGAGUCUUUACAGAUUCCAGUGCUCUCAUGCCUUUUGCAAGUUCCGUUUGUAAGUCAAAUGGAACAUGGUUUGUGAUCAAUACUUCAGCAGUAGUGGUGCGAGAAUAUUCGGGUGUCAAAUUGCUCGGAAUUGAUGUAUGAUAACGGAGAAUAUACCAACAUGUGAAUCACUUGGAGAUAUGAUUUGCCAGGUUCUGUUCACACUCACUAGGCUAGACCCUCUCGAAUAUUGUACAACAGUUUUGGCCCAGGAGUGGUAAAGGGCACGGGGCAAGCUAUGUCGGGACCUGCUGUAAAGUCCGCCAUACACGAGCUGUACGUCUUAUCGGAUGGGAUAUACCCCUGAUAUUGCUGAUAAUGAAUGGCCCAGUUUCAUUGUACUGCUGUCCGCGAUAUUAUAUCCUUAGUGGCAUUGUUAACUUCUCAUUGCUUGUGGGGACGCAUGGAUCAUACGUCCAUCCAACACCUGCCAAUCGGAACCCACCGACAACGCUGUCGGUUGGGUUGGACCACAAUCGGUUGGUUUUUGAGUCCAAUAUGCCGCCUAGGUAGCACACAGCAUUGCUAAUCUGAUUUUAAAUUAGCUGCGCAAAUCCUGGCAUACUGCCCGUAAAUGCAUCUAACUCCCAGGGUACUUAUGAGUUUUUAGGUAUGACUGCUACAAAGUAGUGCGGCCCAAAUAGAACUCGGGUCAGGUGCCGAAGAACUGGGGGGGGGGGGGGGCAUGUGUCAAUGAAUGGUAAUAACUCCGGAAAUCAUGCUGAUGUAUCGAGGGCGUGGGCCAAUGAAGUGCUGGAUUGAUGGUGGACGACUGUACUGCAAUCUUGGCUGGUCCCACUAUCGCAGAGACAGCACUUCCUGGUGCAACCACCCUAUCCUGCAAUCUAUAUAAUAAUUAUUAUAAGAGAUUUGUGUGAACGAUUUUAGCAUGAUGCAAGUCAGCUUAUUGUGCUGGGGGCCUGGCUACAUGUCACUAUAGCUUUUUAUAGACUCGAUCACCGCAUUACGCUGCCUUGCGUUGACUUGAUUGAGCACUCUUUUUGGUUAGUGUCAAAGGUAUAUGUAAUAUGUAUCUGCCUUCGUGCAAAGCUCUCUUUGUGCGUGUCUUGCAGAUAGCUCGCUGACUUUGAUGCUUUGAGCCAUUUUCAAAUUGCUUUUUUUGUUCAUUUCAUAUAGACCGUAUUGCCAUUUGUUUAACCUCCCG
Molecule: messenger RNA, 1790 nt
Organism: Sycon ciliatum
Lineage: Eukaryota; Metazoa; Porifera; Calcarea; Leucosolenida; Sycettidae
Exons: 4
Coding region: 167-547 (126 amino acids)
Source: RefSeq, a predicted model, not a curated record